This is a messenger RNA of Abrus precatorius (Indian licorice), 2448 nucleotides long. RefSeq names its product FT-interacting protein 1-like. Bases 16 to 2448 code for a protein of 810 amino acids. Lineage: Eukaryota; Viridiplantae; Streptophyta; Magnoliopsida; Fabales; Fabaceae. The record is from RefSeq and is a predicted model, not a curated record. The transcript has a single exon.
GUUCACCAGCAGCGAAUGAUUUCAAUAAAGAGAAGAGAAAGAGGUAAUCCAGUCACAAUGCAGAGAGUUAGCCCUCAAGUCCAUCCUAGCAGUAAUGAUGAAGACUACGAUGUGAGAGAGACCGAUCCGCAGCUCGGGGGGCGAUGGCCUAAUGGUGGAAGAGGGUGGAUCAGUGGUAGUGAAAGAUUCACAAGCACAUAUGACCUUGUUGAGCAGAUGUUCUAUUUGUAUGUUCGUGUAGUGAAGGCCAAAGAUCUUCCCUCCAGCACUCUUACCUCAAGCUGUGAUCCUUAUGUGGAAGUGAAGCUAGGGAACUACAAAGGAAGAACAAAGCACAUAGAGAAGAAAACCAACCCAGAGUGGAACCAAGUCUAUGCUUUCUCCAAAGACAGAAUUCAAUCUUCUGUUUUGGAAGUUAUUGUAAAAGACAAAGAAAUGAUGGGAAGAGAUGAUUAUAUUGGAAGAGUGAUUUUUGACCUCAAUGAGGUUCCAACAAGAGUUCCACCAGACAGUCCACUGGCUCCUCAAUGGUAUAGGCUCGAGGACCGGCGAGGCCAAGGGAGGGUAAGGGGUGAUAUCAUGCUUGCAGUGUGGAUGGGAACUCAAGCUGAUGAAGCUUUCUCAGAGGCUUGGCAUUCUGAUGCUGCCACUGCGUAUGGAGAGGGUGUUUUCAAUGUGAGAUCAAAGGUUUAUGUGUCACCAAAACUGUGGUAUCUCAGGGUAAGCGUCAUUGAAGCACAAGAUGUGAUACCAAGAGAUAGAAAUCGCUUGCCAGCGGUUUUUGUCAAAGCUCAAAUGGGGAGCCAAGUGUUGAGGACUAAGAUAUGUCCAAGUGGAACAACUACACCACUUUGGAAUGAAGAUUUAGUCUUUGUGGCAGCUGAACCAUUUGAGGAGCAAUUGAUAAUCACCGUUGAGGAUCGCGUGCACCCUUCUAAAGAUGAGGUGCUUGGGAAGACAAUCUUACCAUUAAGCCUCUUUGAGAAGAGGCUAGACCACAGGCCAGUUCAUUCUCGCUGGUAUAAUCUUGAGAAAUUUGGCUUUGGAAUGCUAGAAGCUGAUAGGAGGAAUGAGCAUAAAUUUUCAAGCAGGAUUCACCUGAGGAUUUGCCUUGAGGGUGGAUACCAUGUCCUAGAUGAGUCCACUUUGUACACAAGUGACCAAAGACCAACAACUAGACAACUUUGGAAGCAGCCUAUUGGGGUACUUGAAGUAGGCAUCUUAGGAGCACAUGGACUUCUCCCAAUGAAGAUGAAGGAUGGCCGUGGCAGCACAGAUGCAUAUUGUGUUGCCAAGUAUGGCCAAAAAUGGGUCAGAACCAGAACAAUUCUUGACACUUUUAGUCCCAAAUGGAAUGAGCAAUAUACAUGGGAGGUUUACGAUCCUUGCACUGUAAUAACACUUGGAGUUUUUGACAACUGCCAUUUAGGUGGAGGGGAAAAAGCAAAUGGUGACCCUGCAACCAGGGAUUCAAGAAUUGGAAAGGUAAGGAUUAGGCUCUCUACACUUGAAGCACAUAGGAUUUACACUCAUUCCUACCCUCUUCUUGUUUUGCACCCACAUGGUGUUAAGAAAAUGGGUGAGCUUCAGCUAGCAGUGAGGUUCACAACCCUCUCAUUGGCCAAUAUAAUUUACAUUUAUAGCCAGCCCUUGCUACCCAAGAUGCAUUACAUACGUCCUUUCAUUGUUAACCACGUAGAAAACUUGAGGUACCAAGCCAUGAACAUUGUAGCUAUGAGGCUUGGCAGGGCUGAACCUCCCCUCAGGAAGGAAGUAGUGGAGUACAUGUUGGAUGUUGAUUCCCAUAUGUGGAGCAUGAGAAGAAGCAAAGCCAACUUUUUUCGCAUCAUGUCUCUUUUCUCAGGCAUCAUCACAAUGUGGCAAUGGUUUGGCCUAGUUUGCCACUGGAAGAACCCAAUCACAUCAGUCCUAGUUCACAUUCUGUUCCUGAUACUGAUUUGGUACCCAGAAUUGAUACUUCCAACUUUGUUUCUCUACAUGUUCUUGAUUGGCCUGUGGAACUACAGGUUCCGGCAGCGAAACCCGGCUCACAUGGACACAAAACUCUCAUGGGCAGAAGCAGUUCACCCUGAUGAACUUGAUGAAGAGUUUGACACAUUCCCAACUUCAAGACCACAUGAUGUGGUGAGAAUGAGGUAUGACAGGCUUAGGAGUGUUGCAGGUAGGAUUCAAACAGUUGUUGGGGACAUUGCUACACAAGGAGAGAGACUUGAGUCUCUAUUGAGUUGGAGAGACACAAGAGCAACAAGCCUCUUUGUAGUGUUCAGCUUUUGUUCUGCGGUGGUUCUCUAUGCAACACCACCAAGAGUUGUGGCACUUGUAAUGGGUUUGUAUUAUCUAAGGCAUCCAAAAUUUCGUAGCAAGAUGCCUUCUGUACCAAGCAACUUCUUCAAAAGGCUACCAGCUAGGACAGAUAGCAUGUUGUGA